UUGGAGCACGUAGCGUUCACCCAAGAAAGGCCUCUGUAUGCUCGCCAUUUGAAGAGUGGGGGAGAUAAAAAGAUAACCGAGCACUCAAAAUCUUUCUCAAGCACUUCUCUAAUGGAGGCCUCUGGUUCGAUUUUAUUUUGACUGCAGCGCCUUCUCUGGGCUUUUAGAACUCGACCGUUCUCCCGGGGCCCUGUUGAUUGCUUUGAGAUGGCAACACUGCGGAGCUGGGUCUCUUCUCUUCCCAACCAAUUUGCAAUGCAGAACUCGGCCGUGAGCAGCCGUUCGACGGUGGUUCCUUCAUCUGUUAUCAAGGCAAGUUCGGGAGAUUUAUUGAUGAAUGAGAAGGACUGCUUGAAGAGAAGACUAAUAUUAGUUGGUGUUGGGGCAGUGACCACUAGUUUGUUCCCUGCAAGAUUUGCAUCUGCUGAAGGAGUACCAAAGGGCUAUCAAGCUUUUGUAGAUUUUACAGAUGGAUAUUCAUAUGUUUACCCAUCGGAUUGGAGGGACUUUGACUUUCGGGGUCAUGAUUCAGCAUUCAAAGAUCGCUUUGCAGCAUUGCAGCAUGUGAGAGUCAGCUUUAUUCCUACAAAUAAAAAUGAUGUUCAUGAUUUGGGUCCCAUGGAAGAGGUCAUAUUCGAUUUGGUUAAAAAUGUAUAUGCUGCACCGACUCAGAUACCAACAAUAUAUGAUAUGCAGGAGCGUACAAUUGAUGGAAAGAACUACUGGACAUUUGAGUAUGACCUUGCAUCUUCAGGCUUUUCCCGAACUGCCUUUGCAACCAUAGCAAUUGGCAAUGGUCGAUACUACACAUUAGUGGUAGGUGCAAACGAGAGACGGUGGAGUAGACUCCGAGACAAGCUCAAAGUGGUAGCAGAUUCUUUCAAGAUACUAGACAUAUGAAAUAAGAACUCCAGUUUGGCAAAAUUGCUAGCUGAGUUUGAGUUACUAUUAACCGUGAUCAUGGUUUUCUUUUUAUUAUGUAUAUAAAUAUUGUUCUGUGGAAUAUUGCUCGUGAUAUGAUUACCACUAUCUUAAACCAUCUAGAUGAAGAAACCUUUCCUGCAUCCUUGUAUCACAAGAACUGAGUUUCAGCAGCAAUGAUGUCAUUAUAUCUUCAUUUCAAACAA
Molecule: messenger RNA, 1127 nt
Organism: Phoenix dactylifera (date palm)
Lineage: Eukaryota; Viridiplantae; Streptophyta; Magnoliopsida; Arecales; Arecaceae
Gene: PNSL1
Product: PsbP-like protein 2
Biological process (GO): photosynthesis
Cellular component (GO): photosystem II; photosystem II oxygen evolving complex; extrinsic component of membrane
Molecular function (GO): calcium ion binding
Source: RefSeq, a predicted model, not a curated record